CUUUGUUCCGCCGGAUAUUACUGUCCUGGGGGUCAAGAUGAUGAUACCCCCACUGGGUAUAACUGCACGGAAGGCCACUAUUGUCCCACUGGAAGUGAUGCUCCUAUACGGUGUCCUUCUGGCUCAUACCAGGACCAACUGGGCAUGGCAUACUGCAAGGAUUGUCCACAAGGCUUCUAUUGUGACAACACAAUGGCACCAGUCAUACUCUACAAUUCUUCAUAUUGUCCCAUGGGCUACUAUUGCGAAGUGAACACAACGUUUGCAACAGAGAAUCCCUGUCCUGUAGGGACAUUCAACAACCAAACCCAUGCAUAUGGUAUACAGUUCUGUCAGCCAUGUACAGGAGGAAUGUAUUG
Owenia fusiformis is the source of this 359-nucleotide messenger RNA. The record is from the annotation of a GenBank genome assembly. Lineage: Eukaryota; Metazoa; Annelida; Polychaeta; Sabellida; Oweniidae.